Molecule: messenger RNA, 1890 nt
Organism: Yarrowia lipolytica CLIB122
Lineage: Eukaryota; Fungi; Ascomycota; Dipodascomycetes; Dipodascales
Source: RefSeq, a predicted model, not a curated record
AUGCAGUAUCUCAGUGAAAUUUCUAAACUAUCGCGAGAUCAACUUUUCUCCACCAAACACAACACAAUGCGCAGGGUGUGUCUGGGUUUUCGGCGCAUGUCCACCAGCGCGGGUGAGGCGUGGCAAGCCGACAGGUUUGGGGUCUUGAGUCCGGCUAGCGAGAAAAUCUUGCCGAAACCGCUCAUCCCACAGAAGAACUACAAUAACAAAAACGGAAAGCCAGUCUACACACCGCCCGAGGAGAUUGGGGCGGCCGAGGUGCUGAAAUUCAAGAAGCAUAAGACGUUAUUUGCCAAGGAUAUCCACCAGAUUUUGAAAUUACUCGGAGAAAAGCUCUACAAAGACCCGGACUACAUCUUGGCAAGACACAUCCCCAACCAGUCUCUGAAACGACUAUCUUACGCUAUAGACCGAGAAGGAGACCCUCAGGACAAUUUGGUGGCGCUGGUGGUGGAUCUGGCAAUGCAUUAUCUCGAAGCCCGGGAUCUAGCGUCGGUGGAGGCUGCAUUACGACACAGUGAGGUGUUUGAGGACGCUGCGUUCGGCAACUAUGAGGAACACGGCUUCUCGUCGUAUCCUCAGUGGCUCGGGUACCAGAUUGUGUCGUUGGCGGUGUCUCAGAACCUGCUCACGGCGGCUAUAGCCAUGACCUCAAGGUUCAACAGCAUUUUUGGACCUCAUCCCGCUGUGGCAGAUUUGCUGUUCAAGGCCAUUGCAUACCAUCCGCUGCACAAGAAAGCACAGCUGCUGAAACAGUUUGCUGCGAUUCAAAACCUCACAAACGAGCUGGACCGUCAACCGUCUUACGUCAUAGAAGAACUCAUGGACUGGGCUCGGUUUCAACAACGUGUUCCUACUCCUGCAAAUGAGCUUGCCGAGUUCUUACUCAAGGGAUACAAGAGCAAGGUCUCACAGACGUCAUUUGUGUCCCUACUGUGCCAGAACCUCGACAAUGGGAACCCCUGGGGAGCUGCUUAUUUAUGGGAGCUGUACAAACCUCGUGAUCUGAUGACCUUGCCGCCAGCCAUGAUUUCUUCUAUGCUUUCCAAGCUCACAACUACCCCUGAACUGCAUUAUAUCUGCCGCGAUAUCAUUUCCAACCUGCAAUUUGACUACACGGCUUCUUUGGGAGCGUCCGUGAUCGAGUUUUGCGCACACACUAAACAACUGGAGCUCGGACAAUCAUUUGCGCUGCGAUGGCAGCAGAUUUCCAUCUCCCAACGACCCCGUCACGUGCUAACAGCUCUCUUGCAUUACGCUGUAGUGUCACGUGACUCGGAUAUCACCGAGGAGCUUUCCCAGGAGAUCAAGCGUCGAGACGGUCGGCUUUCUCUGUAUGAAACACAGCUUCUGGUGACCCAUAUGGUGCGGCAAUCGGUCGAACAGGGUCUGGAAUAUAUUUCCAAGAUGGACGAGCAUGUGGGUAUGCAUAUGUAUGCCGCUGUGGCUGUGAUUCUGCGUGACUCUGAGCCGGAACUGGCCCUACAGUGCGUACGGGAAUACCAGCAGUUUAUGGCUCGAGGAGGAGUUUCACCCGACCAGCAUGUUAUUGACUCAUUUGCAGAGACGCAGGUUCAUUUGGUACUCAACAGUAACCGUCCUAAUGCCACAAGAGAGGCGCUAGCUCUUAUUCAAGAGUGGGUAGCCUUUGAUGGCACAGAUCUACGCACUCUUAGUAUUUCUGUAGAGGAGAGACCCAGCAGAGAGAGCCGUAUGCGGAUGUUGUUCAAUGUGAUCGGCAACUGUGAGAGAACGAAGAAUCCCACUGCAAACACAAGGGGCAAAACCAGAGGUAAAGGUAGAGACAAACCCGUGUACGAGGCGGCUUGGGAGCAUUUGAAAAAGGACGGACUGGGCGAUUCCACCAUCGACUUUGUCCUCAAACAUUGA